GGAACAAGCUGUUAUUAAUCAAAUCAUUGCUAUGGCUUCCAUACACAAUAGCCAAAAAAUUGUACUUUUCGUAAUUUUUUCUCUACUUUUUCUGUCUUCUUCUCCAACAGUACUUGCUAAGUCUCGUCGCCCAAUCUCUGAUGAAGAGAUCAGAGAAAAGAAACUCCAAUGUUAUGCAGAUAUUGAGAGUGGAUUAUGGGGUCAGAAGUGCAUUGCUACAGCAGUAGACAAGGAGAAUUGUGCUCUACAAUGCUUGUCACCAGUUUGUUAUGAGCGCGUUUAUCAAAGUGAUCCUUUGGAGGAAGGGGAAAAAGAUACCGUAAGGAGUCAAGAAUACAAGUACUGCAUGCACAAGCACUCCCUUGGGGAGAGCUUGGAUGAUAUUAAAGGUUCCUUCGAGUGGUAAAUGGCAAAUCUGCCAGCAUGGCUUGUGAAUUCCUGCGUCUCUUCCCAUUAACAACUUCCUGUUGUAUGUAUGAUGUUUGUCGUGUGGAUGUUCAUUGAUUAUGCUAAUCUGUAACAACGUACUCCUUUCAGAGAUUUAUGGUUUUCGUAUCCAUUUCUUUCCCUUCGGAUGUUUGGGAACAAUAAAUUCUCUCUCUUCGUGACACUGUGAGGGUAAUACUUGUACAAAUUUACUUCAAUUCAACCAAUUAUAGCAUGUUGUUACUCCA
Messenger RNA from Solanum verrucosum, 674 nucleotides. RefSeq lists its product as uncharacterized. The coding region runs from base 32 to 406 and encodes 124 amino acids. The record is from RefSeq and is a predicted model, not a curated record. The transcript is spliced from 5 exons. Lineage: Eukaryota; Viridiplantae; Streptophyta; Magnoliopsida; Solanales; Solanaceae.